GUUCCAGUCUCCUUCCCCCUACCGAGGGCUUUUCCGGUUGUUACGGCUCCCUCCCCCUGCUCCGCAAUUUCUCUUAUCAACGAGCAAGGCGGCCAGGAUGGAUAUUGUGAAUCAGUUGGUUGCAGGCGGACAGUUCAGAGUCCUCAAAGUUCCCCUGGGCUUCAUCAAAGCUCUAGAAUGGAUCUUUGCCAUCUUUGCAUUCUCAACAUGUGGGAGUUACUCCGGGAUGUUCAAGAUGAGUGUGGAGUGUAAAAACAGGACCGAGAGCGACCUGAGUAUAGAAGUGGAAUUCGAGUAUCCUUUCAGGCUUCACCAAGUGUACUUUGACGCCCCGACCUGUAAAGGGGGUCCCCCCGAGCGUCUCUUCCUGGUUGGUAACUACUCUUCCUCGGCAGAGUUCUUCGUCACCAUCGGUGUGUUUGCCUUCCUCUACUCCAUGGCUGCCCUCAGCGUCUACGUCUUCGCCCUGGAGAAGUACCGAGAGAACAACAAGGGACCACUCAUCGAUUUUGGCGUGACGUGUGUGUUCACCUUCAUGUGGUUGGUCAGCUCCGCUGCGUGGGCUAAGGGCCUGUCGGAUGUCAAGGCGUCCACGGACCCUGAGAAAGUGGUGGAUCUGAUCUCAGCCUGCGACGAGGAAGGGAACCGCUGUCGUGAAGUUCACGACCCCGUCAUGUCUGGACUCAACACCUCCGUCUGUUUUGGCUUCAUGAACCUGGUGCUGUGGGGAGGAAACCUGUGGUUCGUCUUUAAGGAGACCGGCAUCAUCGCCCCCUUCAUGCGCGCCCCUCCUCCCCAGGAGAAGCAGCCCGCCCCAGACUCGUACGGUCAGCAAGCGGGGUACGAGCAGGACCCGUACGCCGGUUCCCAGGGUGGCUACCAGCCAGAAUACAACCAGCAGCAGCAGGGGUACAACCAGGAGGGCGGAGAGUACGGACAGGCCCCCACCUCCUUCGCCAAUCAGAUGUGAGGGGGAGGAGGAAAGAGGAAGUGUGGAGGCAGCUGGCGACGGAGAGUCAGCGGGGAGAGACUCGAGAGUGUGGUGCCUGAAAACUACAGUACCCACAAUGCCACACUCCUUCCUGUGUGUUUGUUCGUGCAUAUGUCUGUGUGCUGAGUAAAUGAGGGAGGGGGUAGAGAGUUACCUAAACACAAAAACGGAAGGGAGGGGGGAGGGACUAGAUGUUAGUUAUUGUAACUGGGGAAAAAAAGACAGUACAUGAAGAAAAACUUGAACACAAAAUGUGGAAAAAUAUUUAAAAAAUAAAAUUGUAAAAAAAAUUGAUUACAAUGUUGAUAAUAUUAAUAUUAAAAUCUGAGAGAAUGUAUUUGUCUGUGCUUUAUAGAUGUCACUAUGAACAAAUAUAUAGACAAAUAUUUGGUAAUGCUAUGUAUGGAACUAUUCAAAUGUUUGUUUUUGAGUUUAGUAAAUAAAUAAUCGUAACAAUAAUUCUGCCAAACAAUGAUUGCUCCUCCGCGCAACAGUUUGCACUUUUUAAAAUUUUAUUUUGGUACAAAUUCUUCUUUGUAAUUUUGAUCCAAUUUUUUAUUUGAUUAAUCUGCUUGUUUAGAUGUGUUUCUACAUCGGUGAGAUUACAGAGGAACAGAGAAGAGGUUGAUGGACUAAAACCAGUGUCAUUAUAUAUACACGGGCCAUGAAACAAAUCAAACACGACCAAAAGAGUCAUUAAGGAAUCAUUGGUUUAUUGAUAUUUUUCUUCCCUCAGUCUAAGCUUUCUGAACCUUGUUUUGGUUGAACUUGUAAAGCCCAAGCAUUACAGUAGGAAUACAGUAAAGAACAUGCAUUACAGUAGGAAUACAGUAAAGUCCAUGCAUUACAGUAGGAAUACAGUAAAGAACAUGCAUUACAGUAGGAAUACAGUAAAUUAUGAACUGCUAGAGGAGCAUGGUACCGUUGAAUAUUCAUCUAGUACAAUGCUCUCUCUCUCUCUCUCUCUGUCUCUCUCUCUCUGUCUCUAUCCGUCUCUUUCUCUCUCUCUUUAUCCGUCUCUCUCUUUCUCUCUCUUUAUCCGUCUCUCUCUCUCUGUCUCUCUCUCUCUCUCUCUCUCUCUCUCUGUCUCUCUCUCUCUCUCUCUCUCUCUCUCUCUCUCUGUCUUUAUCCGUCUUUAUCCAGCAUGACACACGUCUGCACCCCUUGGAUCUCUUAGAGCAAAGGGGUAGUGCCAAUUCAGGAAGUGAUUUGAUAUUCAGUUCCUGAUUGGACAAAAAAUUAGCAUCUUGUAUUUCAAACCCGCUUCCUUGUAUCGACUUCCUGUACUGACUCUGUUAUAACCCAGUAAUGAUCUACUGUAGUAUUUAUCCUUCCAACUAGAGAGAGGCAGAUGUGAUGAUCCUUUACAUAUCAGACUGCUUGUUUAGAUGUCCUGAAGACUCCAGCUCGCUGAAACUGCAACAUGACACCGUGCCAGACCAUUUACUGACUCUGAAGUUUAGUUUCAGUUUGUGCAAAGUUUUACUCUUGAUAUAGAAACGAAACAUUCCAAAACACACACCUCUCUCUCCCCCUCUCCCACCUUUCUCUCUUUCUCUCUCUCUCUUUCUCUCUCUCUCUCUCUCUCACACUGCACCACAUACUAUGUUAAGUUUCUCUUUUAUAAAUAUGCUAUUCAGAUACUCUGUUGUUGGUGGUGUUUGAUGUGUCUUGUCUCAAUGCCUUGGGUUGUGCUGUAUUUAUUGUGUAUGAUAUAUAUAUAUUUAGCAUUGAUGAUGAUGUUGACAACAAUGGUUACUUAUGGCUAAACAACAGGUUGACCAAAAUGACCCUGAAAUCUGUUGUCUUCUUCUAUGGAAUCCAUGUGGGGGAAAACUGUCAAUAAAGAGGAUGUUAUCAUGGG
Molecule: messenger RNA, 2855 nt
Organism: Oncorhynchus mykiss (rainbow trout)
Lineage: Eukaryota; Metazoa; Chordata; Actinopteri; Salmoniformes; Salmonidae
Gene: sypa
Product: synaptophysin a
Cellular component (GO): synaptic vesicle; presynaptic active zone; synaptic vesicle membrane
Source: RefSeq, a predicted model, not a curated record